UUGUUUCAAUAUUAAUAUUAUUUCAUUACUGCGGUACUGCGGCUAAUGAUAGACAUUUUUUGUAAUUUUGUUUGGUGAUACUGUGGUGAAUAAUCUGCAUAAAAAGGCGUUACUUGGUUACACAAAUAAAAUUUUUUGCAACUUUAACGUUCAAUCGUUUUGUUUUAAAAACUUUUCUGUCAAUUAUUAUUCAAUAUGUCUGAUAAUAAGCAAAAGCAAAACUCCGAAAAUACGAAUGAAUGGAUUAACUGGGUUGAAGAAGCUAUCGUCAAAGAGCACUUAAAAUUUUACGAAUACAACCAAUUUAGUAACUUUCAACAAAUUGGUGUUGGAAGUUUUGGAAUAGUAUACCGUGCAAAUUGGAAAAACUUAGAAAAACAUUUAGCAUUAAAAUCUUUUUUUAGUCUUGACAACAUCACUGUGAAAGAAAUUGUUCGUGAGUUGAAAAUUCAACGUAAAGUUGACCUUCAUGAUAAUAUUAUACGUUGUCAUGGAAUAACAAAACUUGAACCAGAAAACCAUCAUGGUAACGUUAUUAAUUAUAUGCUGGUAAUGGAAUAUGCAGACGGUGGCAGUCUUCGAAACUAUUUGAAGAAUAACUUUAGUAAACUUACUUGGAAUGAUAAGUACCUUAUGGCGUACCAGUUAUCCAGCGCUGUAUCAUACUUGCAUGUUGAGGGGGUUGUCCAUCGUGACUUGCAUUCAAGCAAUAUAUUAGUCCAUCAAAACACGAUCAAAUUGGCAGAUUUUGGGUUAUCAAAAAGAAUUGGGGCAUCAUCCAAUUUUCAAUCCAAAUUAUUUGGUAUGGUUCCUUAUGUUGAUCCAAAAAGUUUUAACAGAAGAAGAAAUAGUAAUAAUAACCAAAUGUAUUCAUUAAACGAAAAAAGUGAUGUUUACAGUAUUGGAGUAUUAUUAUGGGAAUUAUCAAGUGGACAGCCUCCUUUUUAUGCUGAUGGUGAACAUUAUGAUGUUAGUUUAAUUUUGGAAAUUUCACAAGGUCUUAGAGAAACAGUUGUUCCUGAUACACCCGAUGAAUAUAUAAAAAUUUAUACUAAAUGUUGGGAUGGUGAGCCAAAUAAUCGUCCAACUAUAUUUCAAGUGGUUGAUUGGUUAAAAGUAAUCGUUACAAAAACCGAUAUAAUAAUAGAAAAUCCUCAAUUAUCAAACAAUAAAGAAUUUGAUAAGAUCCCUUCAAGUAUUAAUAAUUCAGAAUCCCAAGGAGAAUUAUCCCGACUUAUUAAUUAUUUUAAUAAAAUGAGUACAAAAGAAAUUUAUGCUAUAGCAGAGUCAUAUAAGCAAGAGAAACUAUCAACUGAAAUAGAUUUUAAUAGUAUAGUUUAUGAAGUAAAUGAUUUAAUUUUUAAAUUAUUAAAUAAAGGAGUUGACUGGCAGUUAUUAGAAGAUAAUGUUAUUGAUUAUUUUAAUAAUCACAAUAUUAAUUUGCAAGAAAUUUAUAAUUGGUUAUUAAAUAAUCAAAAUCAAAAUAAUUUAGAUUCCAUUUUUUUACUUGGAUAUUUCGAUUAUAAGGGAAUUGAAAUUAGCAAAAAUAAUGAGAAAGCAUUUAAUUUAUUUAUUAAUGCGUCAGAAAAAAAUCAUAUACUUGCACAAUAUUUUGUUGGGAAUUGUUAUGAAUAUGGUAAUGGAACUGCAAAAAAUGAAAAAUUAGCUUUUGAAUAUUAUAAAAAGUCAGCUAAUAAAAGUCUUUCGCGUGGACAAACACAAAUUGGUUAUUUUUAUGAAAAUGGAAUAGGCGUUAAAAAAAGUCUAAAAAAGGCUUUUUAUUGGUAUGAAAAAGCUAAAAAUAAUGGAAAUAUAAUAGCUAUGCAUAAUCUUGGUAAUUGUUAUAGAAAUGGAAUGGGUGUUAAAGAAGAUGAAAAUAAAGCUUUUGAAUUGUUUAAACAAUCAGCUGAGGGAGAAUAUUUAGAUGGAAUAAUGAUGUUAGGAUAUUGUUAUGAAAAUGGUAUUGGAACUAAAAUUAAUAUGCAAAAAGCAUUUGAGUUUUAUCAAAAAUCAGCAAAUUUGGGAGAUAUGUUAGCACAAUAUAAUCUUGGUCUUAUGUAUGAAUUUGGAAAAGGAAUUAUAAAAAAUAAGGAUAAAGCAAAUUAUUGGUAUAAAAAAUCUGCCAAACAAGGAUAUCAAAAUGCAAAGAAUAAAUUAGAAUUACUUCGAAAAAAUAAAUCAUGAUAACUAAAGUAUAAAUUCUCAUUUAUUAAGUUGUAAAAUGUAAAUCAGCAGUACUUUUGUUAAAAAAAAACACUCUAAAAUAUAUAAAAUUUCAUCAUUUUUAUAUAUUAAAAAUUCAUAAAUUUACUUGUGAA
Rhizophagus irregularis DAOM 181602=DAOM 197198 is the source of this 2318-nucleotide messenger RNA. RefSeq lists its product as uncharacterized. NCBI's taxonomy places the organism in Eukaryota, Fungi, Glomeromycota, Glomeromycetes, Glomerales, Glomeraceae. Gene Ontology annotation, molecular function: protein kinase activity; protein binding; ATP binding. Gene Ontology annotation, cellular component: cytoplasm. The record is from RefSeq and is a predicted model, not a curated record. Gene Ontology annotation, biological process: protein phosphorylation; signal transduction.